GUUUAAUAAAACGUCAAAGGUAGAAUAAAUAUAAAUAUUACAUAUAAAUUUUCCAAUUUUAUUGUUAUUAUACUAUAGGAAAAGUAAUAAAACGCAAUGACCUCAACCGAAGGCGAUGAUAUGUCGAACAGGAUAUUACGAACAAUAAAGAAGAUAAUCGAGAACGACCGAAAUAUAGAUGAAUUUGGCAUAAUUCCAACUCCGUACAACCUAAAGAACAAGUCACCAGUAUUAUAUGAAGAUCACUGCAUAGGACUGGAGUCUUGGUGCGUUAAACACGUUUACAACUACGCCUGUUCCAAUCUGUUCAAUCACUACCAGCAGCUGAAGAAGGGCAAGUUGUGUUUCACAAAAGUUUCCGAUUUUAAUAACAUGCUGAUAGGAGCUCUAUUGAUCAACCCGCAUGUUACUACUUUCUGGAACAUGAAGCGAGAACUUAUAGAGAGGGAACUCUUGAAUCUUGAUGAUGAAAUGUACUUUAGCAAAAUUGUUCUUUCACACAAAGCGAAAGCAACUGAUGUUUUUGCAUAUAGAAGAUGGCUUUUGCAAAGGAUAAAAAAGAAACUGGACCAUCAAAUCCCAUUCAGUUUAAUUCAAAAUGAAUUCUCAGUUACGCAUAUGGCUUCAGAAAAGUCGCCAAAUAAUUAUCAUAGUUGGAAUCAUCGAAUUUGGACUAUGGAAAACAUGACGUCAUACAAUCAGCUUCAACAAAUUAUUUACUCGGAGCUAAGUUACACUCAGGAAUGGAUCAACAGCCACAUAUCAGAACAUGUGGGAUACCAUUACAGACAAUACCUCAUCACUCUGACGACAAAAGUUUUUAUAUCGAGCACGAUCUACAGAUCGUACUUUGAUUUUGUCGUGUCAGAAUUCCUAAAACCAAGCGGAGUUUCGCUAACCCCGAAAGAAAUACCGCUUCACUUUUUAGGAAAAUCAAGCAAGUAUCUACCAUCAGAAGGUCGUUAUACGAAUUAUAUAUGUAUAAUGCUAUAUGACCUUUUCGUCUUAGUCGAUAAGCUGAACGCAACGUUCCCCGAACACGAAGCUCUAUAUUACCAUCGUAGAUUUUUGGUGCAGCAUCUGCUGAAUUUACCGUUAGAACUUCAAAAUGCAAACGACAUUAGCGAUAAUGAAAACUCGGGUACAAAAAACUCCGUCGUUAGCAUUGGUAGCGAUAUCAGAGCUAACAAAUGGUCGAAAUUAUUCAAGGUUUCCCCAAAUAAAUACGAAGGUUACACGAUAUGCGAGUUGGUGAUAAGGUGUGAUAAAAAAUUCCUAGCAGAAAACGGCGGCUCUCGGGAGGGCGAAAGGUAUAGAAAAUGGCUGUCAAAUGUGAUGGGGUUAAAAUGAGUUGCCGAGAUAUUUUACAAAAAAUACAAACGAUUUUUUUGUAAAUAAGUAGCGUCGGAACUGAGGAUAAGUUGAAAAAUGACGGGUAAAAGCCACUUCAGUUUAUGUUAUUACAGAAACGUUCUUUUCACGUUGCUGGAAAACGUAAAGAUAACGUUCGUUUGGAACCAAAGUACUGUUUUCUUCUUCUUAAGUUCAUUUUCCCCAUAAAUAAAAAAUGAUAAAAUACGUUUGUAAAACGAGAUUUUGCUCAAAAAUCGGAAUCGAAAAGCAUUAAAACACAAACAUAACUUCUGUACUUACCUAUAAAACGAAAUAUGCUCUUCUUCAUUGUGGGCUAUAAUUUUACAUAUUUAGCAGAACCUUGAUUGUACUAAUUUCACAGACAAUAAAAAAACACUGCAAAUAAGAAGGGAAAUUCGACUCAAAAGUUGCUCCGUUAGCAGGAAAACUCAUAAUGACACAUUCGAAUGAUGAAUGAAUCGUUUACCGAUGCGUUUUCUACGUAUGCGGUGUUGUCAGUGUGUUGCAGCUUUAGAAUCGUCCGACUAGUUGUCAUAUUGCAUUUUUGCUAAAAAAAUAACCUGACGACAAAUACUUUUUUUCAUCACGUCGUGGACGAUUAUUACUAAGUACAUACGGAUACCUUUACCCACUUCAGUUUAAGUUAUUACAGAAACGUUCUUUUCACGUUGCUGAAAAACGUAAAGAUAACGUUCGUUUGGAACCAAAAAUACUGUUUUCUUCUUCUUCAGUUCACUGCCCGCAUAAAUAGAAAAUAAUAAAAAACGUGUAUAAAGUGAGCAUUUUUCGAAAAUCGGAAUCGAAAAGCAUUAAAACAUCCAAGUGAAUAAAAACCUCGGGACUGGGAUCCGAAAUUAAAACACAAGCCUAACCUCUGUAGUUACUAUGAAACGAAACAUGCUCGGGGCUGUGAACCGAAAAUAAAACACAAACUUCUGUACUUAUCUAUAAAACGAAAUAUGCUCUUCUUCAUUGUGUGCUAUAAUUUUACAUAUUUAGCAAAACCUUGAUUGUACGUAGUCAUGCCAUAAGUUCUGUCCCUCGUUUUCAAACAAGUGUAGACCUGUUAAUACUUGUCCGAUUGUUUACAUUGUGGUGUCAGUUGAUUAAGCGCUUUUCGGGUAAUUACAUAUACCUCAGUUUGUAUUGAUCUCUCGAAGCAUAACGAUGGAGU
Molecule: messenger RNA, 2548 nt
Organism: Acanthoscelides obtectus
Lineage: Eukaryota; Metazoa; Arthropoda; Insecta; Coleoptera; Chrysomelidae
Source: the annotation of a GenBank genome assembly